Messenger RNA from Aspergillus affinis, 891 nucleotides. RefSeq names its product putative ABC transporter. Gene Ontology annotation, molecular function: ATP hydrolysis activity; ATP binding. The transcript has a single exon. Bases 1 to 891 code for a protein of 296 amino acids. Lineage: Eukaryota; Fungi; Ascomycota; Eurotiomycetes; Eurotiales; Aspergillaceae. The record is from RefSeq and is a predicted model, not a curated record.
AUGUCCGAUUCCCCCGCGCCUUCGAUUCACGUUCAAAACCUGACCUACCAAUUCCAAGAUGGAUCAUCUGGUUUGACGGACGUGAGUCUCCAGGUACCCUCCGGGAGCCGGACGCUACUCAUUGGAGGUAAGAGAAGCCACCGCGCCGUAUUGAUCGAGUCUAUGGAUAUUAACAGAAUGGCAGCCAAUGGCGCAGGCAAAACCACGCUGCUCCGCUUGUUAGCAGGUAAGCGUCUCGCUCCGAGGGAUACGAUUUCGAUUGGAGGCAAGGAUCCCUUCACGGACGGACUCGAGGGAGUGACAUACCUUGGGAUGGAAUGGGUCCUCAAUGCCAUCGUCCGCUCCGACAUUGAUAUUCCGACACUGCUGGCCUCGGUCGGCGGGGACGCCUACCCCAAGCGAAGAGACGAGCUGGUGGACAUCCUUGACAUCGACCUCAAUUGGCGCAUGCAUACCGUCUCCGAUGGCGAGCGGCGUCGCGUACAACUGGCCAUGGGCUUGCUCCGGCCCUGGCAGGUGCUGCUUCUCGAUGAGAUUACCGUCGAUCUGGACCUCCUUUCGCGGAGCAAUUUCCUCGCCUUUCUCAAACGUGAGACGGAAACCCGGCCGUGCACGAUCGUAUAUGCUACGCAUAUUCUAGACAACCUGUCCCAGUGGCCGACUCAUCUUGUACAUAUGCACUUGGGAAACGUACGGCAGUGGGGUCCAAUGGAAAAGUUCAACGACGAGGUUCCGGAGACGUCGCAGAAUAGUCAACUUGGUGAGCUUGUCCUCAAGUGGCUGAGGGAAGAUCUGAAAGCCAGAGGGCCUCGGAAUGGGCGACAUGGCCAAGGCAAGACCUACGAAUCUCACGAGGGAAAAGGAGGGUAUGGAUUUGAAAAACGCAAUUGA